UUUAUCCUCAUAACCUUAAAUAUUCGUUUUGGUUAUAUUACUGUUAUUAUUAAUGCUAAGAACAUUGAUUUGUAUAAUUCAUUAUUACAUGUAUGCUGUUAGUUGGUUUUUACUCAUUGGAUAGUCUUUUUUACUCUAGUUAGGUUGUACCAGAUUUCCCUAAGGAGUGAAUAAAAAGGUACUUAUUGAGGAUUACUGUUUGGUAAUGUUAACAUUUCUUUGGAAAUUUACUGGGUAUUCACAAUACCUUAAAAAAUUUGGAACUGCCUUAAAACCAGUCUUUGAUAAUACCCGUAUUGUAACAAUGAUGGCAUACCCUAGAGGACCUGGAGGGCCUCCAACAAGAAGAUCAUAUCAUGAUGAUUACAACUAUGAAUAUGACUGUCAGAGAGGUCCUAUGCAACAACCUUUCAUGCCCGGGAGGUGGCCGCAGGGUCCUGUCCAUCCUGCCAUGAACAUUGAUGUGGAGAAACCGGUAGAUGCUAACUGCGGAGAGCUGAGAUUGAGGGAUAGAGGUAUCACUGUUCACAUGACUGGCCGUGUUCAGUACCAACGCCUCAAUCGGUUCAUCUGUCUCAGAGACUCCCAUGGCACCACACAGUUGGUUGCAUUGGAAGAGAGAUUGGACUUAAUUAAACGUAUUCGCAACAUUCCGCUAGACUCUCACAUUGAGAUUAUCGGGCUGGUAGAAAGAAGGCCAGCCAACACUAUCAACACAACAAUGGCAACUGGUGAAAUAGAAGUUAUAAUAAAUGAAAUAUUGGACGUUGCAGCUCCCAAGCGCAAACUUUAUGAGCCCAGUGGGGAAGAAGUGGCCGGGAGAACAGGGAAGAAGGCUCGCUCCUCUAUUCUAAUUACAAGUGGAGAAAUUGCUCAUUGCGGCACUGAAGCCGUGCGGAGGAGGUUCCUACAGAGAUCUCACAACUGUGGUGAGCUUAAUGAGUCCAAGGUCAACAUGGAUGUAACACUCUGUGGCUGGAUCGAGAGCAAACGUAACGAACGAUUUGUCGUUCUGCGAGACGGCUAUGGUGCUGCUCAACUGGUCAUCAAUCCUAUUGACUUUGCGGUGUCAAGAGUGGUGCAGAAUGCUGAACCCAACACACUUCUGACAGUCAGAGGCCGAGUCAGCAUGAGACCCUCCCACCAGAGGAACACUAGAAUGGCCACAGGGAAUAUUGAAGUUAAAGUUUCUUCAGUAGAAAUAAUUGAUCCAAAUGAACCGGUCACAGACGAUAUGCUCGAUGUUUCAAGCAAUAAAAUGGAGCUCCAAGAACCUCAGUCGAAUCUGUCAUCUGGGGAUGUGAACAGCUACUGUGAGCGCACACACACAUGUGGCCAGCUACGUGGCAGUGACGUGGGGAAAGACGUAGUGCUGUGUGGUUGGCUGGCUUCUCAACGGACCAACCGAUUUGCGACGAUCAGGGAUGGUCAUGGCACUACCCAGUUACUGAUACCCACAACGCUGGAACCAACUCUAGGCAAGAUUCUGGAACAGACGACCUUGGAGAGUGUCAUCAAAGUGACAGGCACAGUAUGUGCUAGGCCACCGGAGCAAGUGACCGAUAAAUUGGCUACUGGAGAAGUAGAAGUUGUAUUGAAAGAUUUUAUUCUGCUGAAUCCUGCCAAGAAAGAAAUGCCCUUUCUUGUUCGUGAACAUAACAGGCCCAAAGAACCCCUGCGAAUGAAGUAUCGCUACAUUGACUUGCGAUUCAGUGAUAUGCAGUACAGACUGAGGUUGAGGUCUAGGGUCCUGAUGAAGAUGAGAGAGUUUCUGAUCAACCAAAGAGGCUUCACUGAGGUGGAGACUCCAACUCUGUUCCGUCGGACUCCUGGUGGAGCCCAAGAGUAUAUUGUGCCCACUAGGACCGAGGACAGAUUCUACUCUCUGGUGCAAAGUCCUCAGCAGCUGAAGCAGUUGUUAAUGGUGGGUGCCAUGGACCGCUACUUCCAGGUAGCCAGGUGUUACCGGGAUGAAGGUGCCAGACCUGAUAGACAGCCAGAGUUCACUCAGAUGGAUAUAGAGUUGUCAUUCACGGACAGAGAUAGCAUUCUUUCUCUGGUAGAAGAGUUGCUGAAGGCAAGUUGGCCUGAGGAGCUGAAGACCUUGCACACUCCGUUCCCUGUGCUCACGUACCAUGAUGCCAUGCACUCCUAUGGUUCAGACAAACCUGACCUAAGCUUCGACAAGAAGCUAACUGACAUUAAUGGACUGAUAAGUGGCGACAAGAAGAUGCCACUUCCACAAAACCCACAGGACGUUGGAAAUUUCACCGCUAAAGCAUUGGUCAUUGGCUCAAAUGAUAAUGUAAGUAAGCUUAACUCAUCAUUCAAAGAGUGCGAAGAACUGCUGAAGUCAAAGAGUAAAGCAAAGUUAUUCAUGGUGAAGUGUGGAGCUAACAACUGGAGACAAGCGAUGGAAGCUUCUCUGACAUUUGUGAAUGUUGACCAGCUGAAAGACCUGCUGGACCUCUCAAUGCCUUGCACAGUUGUUGUUGGUAUUGGCAAAGACACUGAAGUUUUGCCAUUGAUGGGAAAACUGAGGCAAGACGUGUUCUCGAAUCCAACAUCAAACUUUCACUUUGCUUGGAUUGUUGACUUUCCCUUGUUCCUGGAGGGAGAGGACGGCAGCUUGGAAUCUGCUCAUCAUCCUUUUACCUCAGCACACCCACAGGACGUUCACUUACUGAACACAAACCCUCUCAAGGUGAGGGGUCUGCACUUUGACUUGGUUCUGAACGGAUUUGAAGUGGGGGGUGGGUCCAUUCGUAUUCAUAAUCCAGAGGUACAGUUCAGAGUGCUCAACGAUAUCCUGAAACUUCCUAUUAACUCAUUGGAACACCUCCUGGAGGCCUUGGCUUCAGGAGCUCCUCCCCACGGAGGAAUUGCUCUUGGUAUGGAUCGUCUACUAUCGAUAAUGGUAGGAGCAGAGUCUAUCAGAGAUGUGAUAGCGUUCCCCAAGGGUGUGGAUGGCAAGGACCCCCUCUGUGGGGCACCAUGCUCCAUACCUGACUUUGAGAAACGGCUCUACCACCUGAUACCCAGGAAAGAUUGAGUGUAACAUUGCACUUAUUUAUCGCUUCUGUACAGAGUUACCUAGUGAGUGUGUAAAAAGUGAAUUCUGAGUGAGACUGGACCUGAUAGAAACUAAAUAGCUUACACACAAAUGGAAUAUUAAUAGCUUUAUAGUGUAAGAAACAGUAUUUAUGAAAUGGCUACUGUACAAUUUAAGGAUAUAAAAUAUCUUUAUUAGAAGAUUAAAUUCUUAUAGUGAUAAGUUUUUAUAAACUGUAGAAAUUGUACGAUUGAUGCAAAUAGUUAUAGUGAAUUUUUUAAACUCACUAGUAUGAUGAAUAUCUAAACUGCAAGAGAACUUUUUCAGGCCAUCCUUGUUUCUUCAAUUACUACCGAGAUAAUCUGUCAGUGUAUGGAAGUGAUGAUAUUUAAUUUGUCUCAUGUUUACUUCUUACCAAUGAUAAGUUAUCUAAACAGUGUACUUUUGUUUCAUUUUAUGUUUGAUAUUAUUUUCUUAUCCAAAUAUUUCCAUCAUUUAUGUUUCAUUCAACAUUUGUAAUAUACACAUACUCCUAUUGCUGUAGCAAGCGAUCAAUUACUUGAGUUAAUUAAGAAGUGAGAUAAGCCAGGAGGCGACUUGUAUAGUUCACCAAGCAUAGUACAUAGGAUUUACUAAUAAAGUAUUUUUCAUUACAA
Messenger RNA from Homalodisca vitripennis (glassy-winged sharpshooter), 3708 nucleotides. RefSeq names its product aspartate--tRNA ligase, mitochondrial (gene AspRS-m). Lineage: Eukaryota; Metazoa; Arthropoda; Insecta; Hemiptera; Cicadellidae. Gene Ontology annotation, biological process: aspartyl-tRNA aminoacylation. Gene Ontology annotation, molecular function: nucleic acid binding; aspartate-tRNA ligase activity; ATP binding. The transcript is spliced from 21 exons. The coding region runs from base 206 to 3052 and encodes 948 amino acids. Gene Ontology annotation, cellular component: cytoplasm; mitochondrion. The record is from RefSeq and is a predicted model, not a curated record.